AUGUCACCUACCGCCGCUACCCCCGCCGCUGCUGCUGGUGGAAGCCAGAAGCUCGAGAAGAAGCCCGUUAAGUUCUCGAACUUGCUCCUGGGUGCCGGUCUCAACAUGUUUGAGGUGACCACCCUGGGUCAGCCCCUCGAGGUCGUCAAGACCACCAUGGCUGCUCACCGUGGUGACGGGUUCGCCUCUGCCUUGGGACGUAUCUGGUCCCGAGGUGUCUACCAGGGCCUCAUCCCCUGGGCCUGGAUCGAAGCUUCCACCAAGGGUGCCGUGCUCCUUUUCGUCGCGUCCGAGGCCGAGUACUACGCCCGCGCCGCGGGCGCCAACGAUUUCGGCAGUGGCAUCCUGGGCGGCAUCACGGGCGGUGUGGCUCAGGCUUACGCCACCAUGGGCUUCUGCACCUGCAUGAAGACGGUUGAGAUCACCAAGCACAAGCAGGCCGCCGCCGGCGUCGUGCCCGCCUCCACCUUUGCCACCUUUAUGGACAUCUACCGCAAGGAAGGUAUCCGUGGUAUCAACAAGGGUGUCAACGCUGUCGCCAUCCGCCAGAUGACCAAUUGGGGCAGCCGCUUCGGUCUCAGCCGUCUCGCCGAGAGCUGGAUCCGCAAGGCGACGGGCAAGGAGCACAACGAGAAGCUCGGCGCCGCUGAGAAGGUGGUCGCCUCGGCCAUCGGUGGCGGCCUCAGUGCCUGGAACCAGCCCAUCGAGGUCAUCCGCGUCGAGAUGCAGAGCAAGAAGGAGGACCCCAACCGUCCCAAGAAGAUGACGGUCGGCAACACCUUCAAGUACAUCUACUCCAACAACGGCAUCCAGGGUCUCUACCGUGGCGUCGCCCCCCGCAUCGGUCUCGGUGUCUGGCAGACUGUCUGCAUGGUUGCCAUUGGUGACAUUGCCAAGACGUACGUCGAAAAGUUGACUGGCGACGAAGUUUCCGCUAAGCACUAA
Molecule: messenger RNA, 945 nt
Organism: Geosmithia morbida
Lineage: Eukaryota; Fungi; Ascomycota; Sordariomycetes; Hypocreales; Bionectriaceae
Product: Mitochondrial carrier protein
Exons: 3
Coding region: 1-945 (314 amino acids)
Biological process (GO): alpha-ketoglutarate transport; mitochondrial citrate transmembrane transport
Cellular component (GO): mitochondrion
Molecular function (GO): tricarboxylate secondary active transmembrane transporter activity
Source: RefSeq, a predicted model, not a curated record